CAGAAGUUCCAAACCAUUCAAUUCAAUAUCCUAACACAAGAAAAACUUUCAAGACACUGCAAAUUUCAUCUCACUCAAACACUAAAACAAACUUUCCUUAAUUUUUCAAGUGAUGGCAAUGAAGAGACAAAGGAGCAAUGAAGGCAUAGAUUAUGCAAAUUGUUUGAUGCUACUAUCUUGUCCACAACAAAAAAGCUAUGAAAAUGGUGAAUAUGAAUGCAAAACGUGCAACAAAAAAUUCUCAUCUUUUCAAGCCCUUGGUGGCCAUAGGGCUAGCCACAAGAGAAUGAAACUAGCUGAAGGUGAAGAACUCAAAGAACAAGCAAAAUCUCUUAGUUUGUGGAACAAACCAAAAAUGCAUGAGUGUUCUAUUUGUGGUAUGGGAUUCUCUUUGGGUCAAGCAUUAGGAGGACACAUGAGAAAACAUAGAGCUGUUAUAAAUGAAGGGGUUUCUUCCAUCAAUCAAAUUAUUGAAAAAUUUCCAGUUUUGAAGAGAUUGAAUAGUAAGAGGAUUAUGGGGCUGGACUUGAAUUUGACACCUCUAGAGAAUGAUGACUUGAUGUUUGGAAUUAAGUCACCACCAACACCAAUUCCACUUUCUUUGUUUUGAUCAACUUUACAUUUUUAACAUUUUCUUGACACAUGUAUUCUUUCAAUUUUUUGUGCAAAAAUUCGUUGAUUCUUAUUCUUAUAGUCUUACAGAUAAUAUAUGAUUUUUUUUUCUUCAUAUUCAUUCAUUUUGUAAUUGGUAAACACAUACAGUUAUUCAGAGAAUCCAAAAUUGAUAUUUCAACACCAUUA
This is a messenger RNA of Medicago truncatula (barrel medic), 801 nucleotides long. RefSeq names its product zinc finger protein ZAT11. Gene Ontology annotation, biological process: response to chitin; response to stress. The transcript has a single exon. The coding region runs from base 113 to 610 and encodes 165 amino acids. The record is from RefSeq and is a predicted model, not a curated record. Lineage: Eukaryota; Viridiplantae; Streptophyta; Magnoliopsida; Fabales; Fabaceae.